This is a messenger RNA of Trifolium pratense (red clover), 1010 nucleotides long. RefSeq names its product vacuolar protein sorting-associated protein 25. The record is from RefSeq and is a predicted model, not a curated record. Gene Ontology annotation, biological process: protein transport to vacuole involved in ubiquitin-dependent protein catabolic process via the multivesicular body sorting pathway. Bases 229 to 768 code for a protein of 179 amino acids. The transcript has 6 exons. Gene Ontology annotation, cellular component: ESCRT II complex. Gene Ontology annotation, molecular function: structural molecule activity; protein homodimerization activity. Lineage: Eukaryota; Viridiplantae; Streptophyta; Magnoliopsida; Fabales; Fabaceae.
UUUUGUUUCAAAAACGAAAUAGUAGAAAAUUUUCCCCUUUCAUCGUCUUCUUCCUCCACUAUCAUCGUGCUAGGAUUUACAGAGUUCCAAUUUCCCCCUUUUCCUCUUUUCGUUCGUUAAUGUAACCCGCGAAAUCAACUCAAUCACGUGACACAAUACAAAAUUCGUCACGUGUCUGCAACUGAUUGAUAAAAAUUUCGAGCUUUUGAAAUUGAAAACACUUGAAAGAUGCAGAAAUUAGGAGAAUUCAAAUUACCUCAUUUCUUCAAUUACCCACCUUACUUCACUUUGCAGCCAGUAAGGGAUACUAGAGAGAAACAGAUACAAUUAUGGAAAGAGCUUAUUUUAGAUUAUUGUAAAACACAGAAGGUUUUUGUAAUUGGACUUGAAGAAGAGUUUCCUUUAUUUACAAACACUGUAAUUGAAAGAUCUCUUACGUUUGAAGCCAGAGAAGCUUUUCUUUUGGCCUUAGUUUCUGAGGGACGAGCAGAAUGGAUGGAUAAAGGACAUAGAAAAUGUCUUAUUCUCUGGCAUCGGAUUCAAGAAUGGGCUGACAUUUUACUACAGUUUGCAAAAGAUAAUGGACUGGAAGAUGGUGUUGUGACGAUAGAGGAAAUACGCUUUGGGACUGAAUCUCAAGGAACAGAACUUCAAGGGAUAGACCGGACUAUAUUGAAUCGGGCAUUGAAACUAUUAGAACAGAAGGGGAAGCUUGUGGUCUUUAAAGGAACUUCAACAGAUGAUGAAGGAAUUAAGUUUUCUGUAUAAUUGUUGUUUGUUAAUCUGUUGAAUCUUGAGAAAUUUCAAAUGAUAUUCUUGUGAGAUCUUACUAUACCCAUCUGACUUGUUGAGUUUGUUAUCGUGCACGAUAUCUAAGAUCAAGCUGGCGAAACAAGCUAUCAUCUUUUAUUUUGAGGUUUUGUUUGUGAUAAGUGCUUGGCUUUGUUGCAUAAUCUUGGUUAACAAUGUAACAAGGCAUUUGAAGGCAGUAAACAUCAUAUGACUCCUUA